Messenger RNA from Nematolebias whitei (Rio pearlfish), 1461 nucleotides. RefSeq names its product calreticulin (gene calr). Gene Ontology annotation, biological process: protein folding. Gene Ontology annotation, cellular component: endoplasmic reticulum membrane; endoplasmic reticulum. Lineage: Eukaryota; Metazoa; Chordata; Actinopteri; Cyprinodontiformes; Rivulidae. The record is from RefSeq and is a predicted model, not a curated record. The coding region runs from base 172 to 1461 and encodes 429 amino acids. Gene Ontology annotation, molecular function: calcium ion binding. The transcript has 9 exons.
AGGAGACAGACUGGACCGUCGCGGCGGCUCGCCUCGCACCGUACAAUGAUCGCAUGAGGCUCGGCCUAAAACUACCAAACCGCUGCUGUGUCGCGUAGAUAAAUUGAUAUUUUCUCUUACGCGUAUUUGUGCUGUAGUUUUUUUUUCCCCGGGAGCCGCUAGCUCGUCACCAUGACAACGUUGUCACUGAUUUUGAUGGCCGUGUCGGCUGCGUCUGUCCUAGCCGAGUCCGCUGUGUAUUUCCGAGAGCAGUUUGAGGAUGCUGAUGCCUGGACGAGGCGCUGGGUGGAAUCCAAGCACAAGUCAGACUAUGGCAGGUUUGUCCUGUCUGCAGGGAAGUUUUAUGGAGACGUAGAGAAAGACAAAGGUCUGCAGACGAGCCAGGAUGCUCACUUUUAUGCUUUGUCAGCCCGUUUUGAUGACUUCAGUAACAAAGCUCAACCUUUAGUCAUUCAGUUCACUGUGAAACACGAGCAGAGCAUUGACUGUGGCGGUGGCUACAUCAAACUAUUUCCCUCUGAACUCAAACAGGAGGACAUGCACGGAGACUCCGUCUACAACAUCAUGUUCGGACCUGAUAUUUGUGGACCAGGCACAAAGAAAGUUCAUGUGAUCUUCAACUAUAAAGGCAAAAACUAUUUAAUUAACAAGGACAUCAGGUGUAAGGAUGAUGAGUACACCCACCUGUACACACUGAUUGUCAACCCUGACAACACUUACGAGGUGAAGAUUGACAAUAAGAAGGUCGAGUCGGGCAAUCUGGAAGAAGAUUGGGACUUCCUGCCCCCCAAAAAGAUUAAAGAUCCCGAGGCCAAAAAGCCAGAGGACUGGGAUGACAGGGAGAAGAUUCCAGACCCUGAUGAUAAGAAACCAGAGGAUUGGGACAAGCCUGAGAACAUCCCAGAUCCCGAUGCCAAGAAGCCAGAUGACUGGGAUGAUGAGAUGGAUGGAGAGUGGGAGCCACCUAUGGUUACCAACCCUGAUUAUAAGGGGGAGUGGAAGCCCAGUGAGAUCGAUAACCCUGCUUACAAAGGAAAGUGGGUCCACCCUGAGAUUGAUAACCCCGAGUACACCGCCGACCCCGAGAUCUACAAAUACAACAGCAUCGGCGUGAUCGGACUCGACUUGUGGCAGGUCAAGUCUGGCACGAUCUUUGACAACUUCCUGAUCACCAAUGAUCCAAAACUGGCAGAAGAAGUCGGCGGCGAUACUUGGGGCAAAACUAAGGAUGCUGAGAGGAAGAUGAAAGAAAGCCAAGAGGAAGAGGAGCGGAAAACACGGGAGGAGGAAGACAAGAAGAGGCAAGAAGAGACCAAGGAGGAAGAGGAGGAGGAAGAGGAGAAGGAUGAGGAGGAAGAGGAGGAAGAAGAGGAGGAGGAGGAGGAGGAGGAAGAAGGAGAAGAGCCCGAAGAAGGGGAGGAAGAUGAAGGCACAGACUCUAAAUUCAAGGAUGAGUUAUAA